AUGGCGGCAGUAGUAGACACAAUCAAGAACACCAUCGCAGAGAACUUUGGUGGUGCAGGCCACAACCUUGCGUCCAAAGACCAGCAAUUCCCCCUCUCAGAAGUCCCCGAUGUCAGCGGUAAGGUAGCAGUAGUGACUGGUGGCACCGCAGGAAUAGGAUAUGCCUGCGUCCGCACCCUGCUCGCCAACAACAUCUCCAAGAUCUUCAUCAUCUCUUCCAACAAAGCCUCCUACGACGAAGCCCACAAGUCCAUCUUGGAAGACCUUGGCGAAGCAGCAGCGCGCAAGAUCACCUACCUAGAAUGCGACAUGGCAGACUGGCCUGCCGUCGCUACGACCGCGAACAAAAUCGCAGACCAGACUGAUAGAGUCGAUAUCAUGAUCAACGAUGCGGGACGCGGCAUCAUGACCUACCAACUCACAGACUACGGCGUCGAUCGCCACAUGGCCGUAAACCACUUCGGACACGUUAUAUUGACAUCGCACCUGCUUCCGGUCCUGAAAUCCACAGCAGAGAAAGGAAACACAGUCCGCCUUGUCGGCCUCGGCUCCAACGCGCACCAAGGUGCUCCCUCCGACGUCAAGUUUGCCAGUCUAGAAGAGCUAAACCAGGAUCUUGGUCCCAAUGGCCAAUACGGACGUAGUAAGCUAGCUGUAAUGCUAUACCAUAGAUACCUGGCCAAGCACCUCACAUCCUCGCACCCCAAGAUCCUCUCAAAUAGCGUACACCCUGGCUUUGUCGAGACGAAGAUGUCGCAAGAUGAUAUCCACGAGCCGUAUCCGGUGGCGGGGUACGCAAUGAGUGUGGGCUUGAAGCCGUUGAAGAAGGAUCAGUGGGAGGGUGCUGCGAGCGCGUUGUAUUGUGCGACGAAGACGGAGAAGAGUGGGCAGUAUGUGUGUCCGCCUGCUAUUCCGGAGCCGGGGAGCAAGUUGGCGCAGGAUGAGGACUUAGGGGAGGCGUUGAUGGCUUUGACGAAGAAGAUUGUCAAGGAGAAGAUGUAUAGUGGGAGUGUUCAGCAGGGAUGUCCCUUUGAGUUUUACUGA
This is a messenger RNA of Lachnellula hyalina, 1044 nucleotides long. It is a transcript of the gene bli-4, whose product is annotated as putative oxidoreductase bli-4, mitochondrial. Lineage: Eukaryota; Fungi; Ascomycota; Leotiomycetes; Helotiales; Lachnaceae. The record is from RefSeq and is a predicted model, not a curated record. The coding region runs from base 1 to 1044 and encodes 347 amino acids. The transcript is spliced from 2 exons.